Messenger RNA from Lipotes vexillifer (Yangtze River dolphin), 2630 nucleotides. It is a transcript of the gene TMEM63C, whose product is annotated as transmembrane protein 63C. The coding region runs from base 213 to 2630 and encodes 805 amino acids. Gene Ontology annotation, cellular component: plasma membrane. The record is from RefSeq and is a predicted model, not a curated record. Lineage: Eukaryota; Metazoa; Chordata; Mammalia; Artiodactyla; Lipotidae. The transcript has 24 exons. Gene Ontology annotation, molecular function: calcium-activated cation channel activity.
CUGGCUUCACUAGGCCCGCGAGGAGGAGGACCGGCUGGCAGUCUCCUCCCAGGUAGGGAGCGUGUUGCCUGUCACCGCAUCCCGGCGGCCUGCGUACCUUGCCUGGCGCUGGGGCCGUGGCGCCGAGGGCGCAGACCAGCCCCGCAGCUGAGCCAGGCCUCCAGGCCUGACUGGGACUCUCGCUGGAGACCUGACUCAGGGAGCAUCCCAGGAUGACUGUCUCGCCGGGCAACCUGAAUAUGGUGGAAAAGUCCCGGAACUUCUCGGCUGACGACUGCUUCCACUCUCGGAGCACUGUCCUGCAGGGGCAGCCCUUUGGGGGUAUCCCCACUGUGCUGUUCCUCAACGUUAUCUUGUGGGUGGUCAUCGUCUUGGUUUACUCCUUCCUCCGGAAAGCCGCGUGGGACUACGGACGCCUGGCUCUGCUGAUACACAACGACAGCCUGACCUCGCUGAUCUAUGGGGAGCAGAGCGAGAAGACGUCUCCCUCGGAUAUUUCCCUGGAGAUGGAACACAGGGACAAGGGCUUCUAUUCCUGGUUUUUCAACACCAUCACCAUGAAGAACGAAGAUCUGAUUAGCAAGUGUGGAGACGAUGCCCGUAUCUACAUCAUGUUCCAGUAUCAUCUCAUCAUCCUUGUGCUUAUCCUCUGCAUCCCCUCCUUGGGCAUCAUUUUGCCCAUCAACUACAUUGGAAAUGUUCUGGAUUGGAAUAGUCACUUUGGUCGGACCACCAUUGUCAAUGUCUCCACAGAGAGCAAGUUCCUGUGGCUGCACAGCUUCUUUGCUUUCUUAUACUUUGUCACCAGCUUCCUCUUCAUGACUCAUCACUGCUUAGGGUUUGUGCCCAAGAAGAGCUACAAGGUCACAAGGACACUAAUGAUCACCUAUGUCCCCACGGACAUCCAAGACCCAGAGAUCAUCAUUAAACAUUUUCAUGAGGCCUAUCCAGGGUGCGUGGUGACCAGAGUCCACUUCUGCUACGACGUCAGGACCCUGAUUGACUUGGACGAUCAGAGGCGCCAUGCAAUGCGGGGCCGGCUCUAUUAUACUGCCAAGGCCAAGAAGAAGGGGAAGGUGAUGAUCAAGAUCCACCCCUGCUCCCGGCUGUGCUUCUGCAAGUGCUGGGUUUGCUUUAAAGAGGUAGACGCAGAGCAGUAUUAUAGUGAGCUGGAGGAGCAGCUGACUGAUGAGUUCAACGCUGAGCUCAACCGCGUUCGGCUGAAGCGUCUGGACCUGAUCUUUGUCACCUUCCAGGACUCCAGGAUGACAAAGCACAUCCUGGAGGAUUACAAGUUCAUCCAGUGCGGUGUGUCGGCCCAACAGUCCUCGGUGACCACCGUCGUCAAAUCCGACCACUGGAGGGUUGUCCUUGCCCCACAUCCCAAAGACAUUAUUUGGAAACACCUGUCUGUCCGCCGCUUCCACUGGUGGGCCCGCUUCAUCGCAAUCAACACCUUCCUUUUCUUCCUCCUCUUCGUCCUCACCACGCCUGCCCUCAUCAUCAACACCAUCGACGUGUACAACGUCACCCGCCCCAUCGAGAAGCUGAAGAGCCCCAUCGUGACCCAGUUCUUCCCCUCCCUGUUGCUCUGGGCCUUUACGGUGAUAAUGCCUCUGAUCGUCUACCUCUCCGCCUUCCUUGAAGCCCACUGGACCAGAUCAACUCAGAAUCUGAUCAUAGUGCACAAGUGUUACGUCUUUCUGGUGUUUAUGGUGGUCAUUCUGCCCUCUAUGGGACUGACCAGUUUGGACGUCUUUUUCCGCUGGCUCUUUGACAUCUACUAUCUGGAACAGGCAUCCAUCAGGUUCCAGUGUGUGUUCCUGCCAGACAAUGGUGCCUUCUUUGUCAACUACGUGAUUACGUCAGCUCUGAUUGGCACAGGCAUGGAGCUGUUGCGCCUGGGGUCACUCUUUCUGUACACCACCCGCCUCUUCUUCUCCAGGUCGGAGCCAGAGAGAGUCCACAUCAGAAUGAACCAGGCCAUGGACUUCCAGUAUGGGCGCGAGUACGCGUGGAUGUUGAACGUCUUCAGCGUGGUGAUGGCGUACAGCAUCACCUGCCCCAUCAUUGUUCCUUUUGGGCUACUCUACCUGUGCAUGAAGCACGUCACGGACCGCUAUAACAUGUACUACUCCUAUGCACCCACCAAACUCAAUGAGCAGAUCCACAUGGCUGCCGUCCACCAGGCCGUCUUUGCACCGCUCCUGGGUCUGUUCUGGAUGCUUUUCUUCUCCAUCCUGCGAUUAGGGCCGCUACACGCCAUCACCUUCUUUUCUCUCUCCACCCUUGUUGUUUCCAUGAUACUGGCCUGCGUUGGCACUUUUCUGGGGAAGCUUCGGAAAGCGUCUGACUACGAGCCCGAGGAGGAGAUGGAGACCGUGUUUGACCUGGAGCCCAGCAGCACCUCCUCCACACCAACUUCCCUUCUGUAUGUGGCCACCGUGCUACAAGAGCCGGAGAUGAACCUGACCCCAGCCUCCUCCCCCGCCCGGCACACCUACGGCACCAUGAACGGACAGCCGGAAGAGGGAGAGGAGGAGGGUGGUGUGAGGGGCUUUGCAAGGGAGCUGGACUCGGCCCAGUUCCAGGAAGGGCUGGAGCUGGAGGGCCAGAGCCAGUACCACUGA